AUGAACAAUGGCAAAAAGCAGGCGCUGAAGCACACCAUAUCCGAAGACACCAUGGACGACAGAGCACUGAAGACGAUGCUUUCACGCGCGAAUCAAUUCAACGCCAGGCCACGGCGAGAUGACAUCGAGGUCGAAAGCAUCCCACGGCUGAGCAUCAACGAGACUUCAACAAACGAGGGGCUGUCGGGUUCCUAUUUCGCGUUGCCCGAGCACAACGAAUUGGAGCGCAGCUUCGACUGGUGCAACUGGAUAGGCGACGAGAUGGAACUCUUGUGGCGGAAGGGCUUCUCGUCGAUCGCCCAGGGCAGAGCGCCGCCAGCGGUGGCGCUCCAAUCUAUGAUCCUGCUCGCCUGCGACGACAUAUAUGAGGCGGUGCUUCCUGGAUUCGAUCCCAUGGAGAUAACCCACCUGAAGACGUACAGGAAGGAUACCUUGGAAGGCAGCGCCCGCGACGAGCUGCGCCUUAUGCGCGACGACGAUACGACGGUUGUCGGGGAUAUACAGAUGGGCUUUGAAACGCCGGAGGCCCUGCGCACCUACUUGAAAAAGGCACGCAUGCUCGUCAACGUCGUGGAGAUACGGGGUGCAAAGGCGCAGGGCGCACCGCAGUAUCAUCCAACAUUCAUACUCGAUACUCGAUACUGGUCGGUCUACAUCUACUUUCCGAACAGCAACGGGGGGCGCAGGACCCUGAUCGUGAACCUUGUAGCAUCGGCGUUGCGACAGAUGCUGGCCUGGGCUGGGAUAGCGGAGGAUCUCCACGUGUAUGCGCCGCCAAUCUCCCCGGUAGACGACAAGGAUGUCUUCGGACAGGCCAUUGUUGGCGUCUUCAUGAUCUUUCUUACCCUUCGCGGCUGGACAGGUGUCGAUUUCGACACGGUAAUCGACGUCAAGCCCGACGAGAAGGGUACCUCCGAGGUCGAUAAACACCGCUUCCCCAUUCCGCAGCGAGACUGGCUGCUUGGGAAGGGGUGGAACAAGGAGGGCGGGGAUAACGUCUUGGCCAAAACUAAGGGACCCAACGUCGGGGUCCGCAACGUUGCGGCGUUUCUAGGAACCGUCAUAUGCAACCACCUAGGCUUGCAUCACAGGGAGUACAGAGACGGGACGGAUGUGUGUAACGUUGACGACUGGACGCAGGCGGCGACGUCGUACGACCCCCCCCUGAAGCAUGGUAGCGGCUACACGGCUGAAGGGGACGAAGCUGUGCCGGCCGACGAGGAACGCACGAACCUUGGGAUGCAGCAGUACCUGCGCUGGCAUGAUGUUCCGGUGCACAAGCUACAGACAGGCGAGGGUCAGGACUAA
Molecule: messenger RNA, 1308 nt
Organism: Fusarium poae
Lineage: Eukaryota; Fungi; Ascomycota; Sordariomycetes; Hypocreales; Nectriaceae
Exons: 1
Coding region: 1-1308 (435 amino acids)
Source: RefSeq, a predicted model, not a curated record